GCAAAAGUUAUUUAUUUCAAAAACUAAUCACUUCUUUACAAGAAAAAUACGGGAAAAAACAAGUCGGAGUCACGGCUACUUCGGGUAUUGGUGCCGAAGUUAUUGGAGGGACCACUCUCCAUUCUUUUUUAGGCAUUGGGGUUGAUAGUAAUCUUAGUGUUGAAGAACUAUUAGACCGCAUUUUAACUAGCCGUUCUUCUUAUGCCCGUAAAAACUGGCGGAAAAUUAAGGUGUUAAUUAUCGACGAAAUAAGCAUGUUAGGCGGGGAAUUAUUUGAUAAACUCGAAAGUCUAGCUCGGCAAAUUCGGCAGAGCGAGCAACCGUUUGGUGGUAUCCAAUUAAUUCUAGCCGGAGAUUUCUGCCAACUUCCUCCGGUUGGCAAAUCUCCGCUUUAUUGCUUUGCGGCGAAAGCCUGGGAAAAUUAUAUUCGGCUGGGUCGCUUCUCCAAAAGCCGCUGGGAAAAAUUUGUCUCCUUGUUAGCCCGUGAGCCAACUUGGCCGGACGAUGGGAUUAGGCCAGUUAGUUUAUACGCUACCAGCCAGGAAGCCGAAGCCACUAAUAAUCACGAGUUAAUUCAAUUACCCGAACCUUCUUACCUAUUUACGGCCGAUGACCAAGAAAAAGAACCCGGCAAAUUAAAAGAGUUAAUUCGGGAUUGUUUGGCAGCUGCCAAGUUAGAGUUAAAAAUUGGUGCCCAAGUGAUGUUGAUAACUAAUUAUUUAGAAAAAAGAUUAGUUAAUGGAAGCCAAGGAGUAGUAAUCGAAAAAAUUGAGGGUUAUGACAACAAUAAUCAGCCAGUAAUUUCGGCUACUCGCACCCAAAUUCCGCUCAUUUUGAGUUACGCAAUUACUAUUCAUAAGAGCCAAGGACAAACUAUUGAACGGCUAAAAGUUGAUUUAAGCAAAUGUUUUGUGAGUGGACAAAUUUAUGUGGCUCUUUCUCGGGCCAGUGACCCGCAAUUUCUCCAA
Racocetra persica is the source of this 968-nucleotide messenger RNA. Lineage: Eukaryota; Fungi; Glomeromycota; Glomeromycetes; Diversisporales; Gigasporaceae. The record is from the annotation of a GenBank genome assembly.